AGUUGAGUGGAGUGGCUCAAUGGCGUUGGGUCGCUAACGAUGAUACCUGUGGUAUUUGUCGAGUAGCGUUUGAAGCCUGCUGUCCAGAUUGCAAAUUUGCUGGAGACGAUUGUCCAUUGGUGUGGGGCCAGUGUUCACAUUGUUUCCACAUCCAUUGCAUAAUGAAAUGGCUCAACGCCCAGUCCGUAAACCAUCAAUGCCCGAUGUGUCGUCAGGAAUGGAAGUUCCGAGAGUAGACACAGAAAUUGUAUCGCCACUAUCGCUUUCAUAUGAUUCCGAUUUACCACCUCUUCCUGAAAGCCUUAGUCGCCUCAGCCUUAAUGAUGUACCGUCACAUAUUAAACCUGAAACUGCGCACCGUCGACCGUCCAAACCACCAGAUCAUACCAAUUCUCCUAAGCCAACACGUCAGUCUCCACAACCUAAUGAACAUUCCGAUAAACGUCCUACUGAAAAGCCACCUGUCCCUCCAAGGAAACCUUCAUCUGUAGACAUAAAACUUGCACAUCUUCGAAGUGAAAUGGGGAGUUUACGACAGAUGGAUUUGCAACUUUUAUCUCAAUUACGACAGCUCAACGAUUCUAUUAGUUUAUAUAGGCAGGAGUUAAUGAGUAUGGAUUCUUAUUCUUCAUCAGAUACAGAUGAAUCGGAUACCACAUCUGUAUAUUCUAAUGUUACGCCGAGUAGUUUUGAUUUAUCUCGUUCUUCAACACAGUCAUUGCCUAAAAGACCACCGACAUCAACGGAUUUGUAAACAACAAACAGAAUAUUUUCAAUGGCUGUUUAAUUAUAGCUGUAUAUAUUCAUAUUAUUAAACACAAUUUGUACUAAAAUUAAACUAUACUUAUUAAAAUAAAAAAAACU
Messenger RNA from Adelges cooleyi (spruce gall adelgid), 864 nucleotides. RefSeq names its product leucine repeat adapter protein 25-like. The transcript is spliced from 3 exons. NCBI's taxonomy places the organism in Eukaryota, Metazoa, Arthropoda, Insecta, Hemiptera, Adelgidae. The coding region runs from base 167 to 754 and encodes 195 amino acids. The record is from RefSeq and is a predicted model, not a curated record.